Messenger RNA from Salvia splendens (bonfire salvia), 588 nucleotides. RefSeq lists its product as uncharacterized. NCBI's taxonomy places the organism in Eukaryota, Viridiplantae, Streptophyta, Magnoliopsida, Lamiales, Lamiaceae. The coding region runs from base 1 to 588 and encodes 195 amino acids. The transcript has a single exon. The record is from RefSeq and is a predicted model, not a curated record.
AUGGGAAUUAUGAAUUACAACGAAGAAACCAUUUUCCACGAUCAAAAAAUCAUCUUCCUCCCCAUGUUUUGCCGCCUAUCCAUCAAAGACGUCAAGCUCAACACCAUCCCCAUCUCCGCCGCCGCCGCAGCCGAUCCCACCUCCCCGAGAGUCAGCUGCAUCGGCCAAGUCAAGCGCAACAGCCGCGUCUCCGGCUAUCCCUCCUCCGCCACCACCAUCUCCCACCACCACAAACACCCCAACAAGCCAAGAAAAACACACACUUUUCCACCAAAACCCGCCGCCGGCGGCCGGGAAAGUGUGAGCCGGAGCUGCCGGAGAGAAUCAAGAAGGCCGGCGGCGAGGGGUAGCUUUGAUCAAGAAUUGUUUAGUGUUAAACCGGCGGCGGCGGCGUUGGAUAUUAGCAAGAUGGAUCCGCCGCUGCCGGUGGUGAAGAGGGCGGCGGCCGAGGCCGGGGAGGUGAAUUUGUGGAAGAGAAGAUUUGAUGGGGUGAAAAGUAGUAUGAGUAUUCAACCCAUCCGUUUGCCGGCUAAGGAAUUUCGACCGUCGUCAGAUGCGGCUGACGACGGUACGAGGUUUAUGCAGUGA